Molecule: messenger RNA, 856 nt
Organism: Octodon degus (degu)
Lineage: Eukaryota; Metazoa; Chordata; Mammalia; Rodentia; Octodontidae
Gene: Polr2i
Product: RNA polymerase II subunit I
Exons: 6
Coding region: 436-813 (125 amino acids)
Biological process (GO): transcription initiation at RNA polymerase II promoter; transcription-coupled nucleotide-excision repair; maintenance of transcriptional fidelity during transcription elongation by RNA polymerase II
Cellular component (GO): RNA polymerase II, core complex
Molecular function (GO): zinc ion binding; DNA-directed RNA polymerase activity; nucleic acid binding
Source: RefSeq, a predicted model, not a curated record
GGCGUACGGAUCUUGCAGUAGGCGCAGGGAGAAGCGAGGGUGGGCAGGAGAGGACUGGAAAGACUGCCGGGCGUUACAGUCUCAGCCCGCGAGGGGUAAACGGCGCAUGUGCAAUAGCCUCAGGCUGCUUAAAUGGCUUCUUUUAGCGUGUAGCGCUUUAUGGAUUAUGUUGUACAUAGUGUUCCCGCCUCGUAUACUAGAUCCAUCGUACCGAAAACUGGAGAAGCUAGUUCUAGAAAUUGGAAGCAAAUACCGUAGGUUAUCAAAAGACUGAGGCCAAAUCUCAGCGCGAAGGGACCCGACACAGAAAACCACUGGGAAGCAGCGUUUGUGCGCGGCCCUACCCGGAUUUGGCGCAGCGCCUAGUCUUGACUCUUCCCGCGACCUGUAGCGCGGCCGAGCAAGCGCAGAAGGCUUUGUGAGCCUCGCGCAGUCAUGGAACCGGACGGGACGUACGAGCCGGGCUUCGUGGGUAUUCGAUUCUGCCAAGAAUGUAACAACAUGCUUUACCCUAAAGAGGACAAGGAGAACCGUAUUCUGCUGUACGCGUGCCGAAAUUGUGAUUACCAGCAGGAAGCCGACAACAGCUGCAUCUAUGUCAACAAAAUCACGCACGAAGUGGACGAACUAACCCAGAUAAUCGCUGACGUGUCCCAGGACCCCACGUUGCCACGGACGGAGGACCACCCGUGCCAGAAAUGUGGCCACAAGGAGGCGGUGUUCUUCCAGUCACACAGUGCCCGUGCAGAGGAUGCCAUGCGCUUGUACUAUGUAUGCACUGCCCCACACUGUGGCCACCGCUGGACUGAGUGACCUGUCCCUCUUCCCACCUGUAAUAAAUGCCAAGUACUGUGUG